Molecule: messenger RNA, 1317 nt
Organism: Stegastes partitus (bicolor damselfish)
Lineage: Eukaryota; Metazoa; Chordata; Actinopteri; Pomacentridae
Gene: trhr2
Product: thyrotropin releasing hormone receptor 2
Exons: 5
Coding region: 1-1317 (438 amino acids)
Biological process (GO): phospholipase C-activating G protein-coupled receptor signaling pathway
Cellular component (GO): membrane
Molecular function (GO): thyrotropin-releasing hormone receptor activity
Source: RefSeq, a predicted model, not a curated record
AUGACGGACAACGCCAGCUCCAGAGUGGACACGCCGACCAACAUCUCCCUGAGCUCCAGCAUCUCCGAGUCUCUGGAGUACAAGACGGUGUCGGUGUUCCUGGUCCUGCUGGUCUGCUGCAUGGGCAUCGUGGGGAACAUCAUGGUGGUCCUGGUGGUCCUGACCACGCGCCACAUGAGGACGCCCACCAACUGCUACCUGGUGAGCCUGGCCAUCGCCGACCUGACGGUUCUGGUGGCGGCCGGGCUGCCCAACAUCUCCGACAGCCUCACCGGAACCUGGAACUUUGGACACGCCGGCUGCCUGGGGAUCACGUACCUGCAGUACCUGGGCAUCAACGUGUCGUCCUGCUCCAUCACCGCCUUCACCGUCGAGAGGUACAUCGCUAUCUGCCAUCCCAUGAAGGCUCAGACGGUCUGCACGGUGUCGCGGGCCAAACGGAUCAUCACCGGCGUUUGGAUCUUCACCUGCGUCUACUGCAUGCUGUGGUUCUUCCUGGUGGACAUCCAGGUCGGCGAGGACGGACACCAGCAGUGCGGCUACAGAGUGAAGCGAGAGCUCUACCUGCCCAUCUACCUCAUCGACUUCGCCAUCUUCUACGUCAUCCCGCUGCUGCUCGCCAUCGUGCUGUACGGCCUCAUCGCACGAGUACUCUACCUCAGCCCGCUGCCCAACCAGCCGGACGGCGGCGCCACCACGCUGCGCCGGAGCUGCCGCGAGCCGCCCGAGGCCGCCAAAGGAGGCCGGCAGGGUCGGCCGAAGAGCGCCGCGUCCUCCAGGAAGCAGGUGACCAAGAUGUUGGCCGUGGUGGUGAUCCUGUUCGCUCUGCUCUGGAUGCCCUACCGGACUCUGGUUCUGAUCAACUCCUUCGUGUCCACUCCUUACCUGGACGCCUGGUUCCUGCUAUUCUGUCGGAUCUGCAUCUACGCCAACAGCGCCAUCAACCCAGUGAUCUACAACGCCAUGUCGCAGAAGUUCCGCUCGGCGUUCCGGGGCCUCUACCGCUGCCAGAGGCUGGAGGGGAACCAGAGGACGCUGUCGACCCUCCACACCGGCUUCGGCACCAUCCGGGACGUCCGCUGCACCCAGAACAAAAGCAACGGAACCGAGGAAAAGGUGAAGAGAACCGUCCUGACACCCGCCACCGAGAGGAAGGAAAACGGAGACGGUCACCAGGAGAUCAACGGAAAGAAAACUGAUCAUCCGGCUGAGAGCAUCCCGGCGCCCGGUGAAGAAAAGGUGGAUCGACCCAACGAUACUACGGUGAAUUUCGCAGACAGACUCGUAAGAAACGACCAACAGCAGGAAAGCGUGUGA